Acanthamoeba castellanii str. Neff is the source of this 258-nucleotide messenger RNA. RefSeq lists its product as uncharacterized. Lineage: Eukaryota; Discosea; Longamoebia; Acanthamoebidae. The record is from RefSeq and is a predicted model, not a curated record. The coding region runs from base 1 to 258 and encodes 85 amino acids. The transcript has a single exon.
AUGGGGCUGCCGCCGCUGUGGCGGGAGGCAGACGAGGAGGACCACUUGGUGGGCGAUGAUGAAGAAGAGGACGGAGAGCGAGUGGCGCGGUGGAUGGGCGGGUGGUGGGCGGAGAUGCGGGUCGAGGGCGAGCGGCAGCGGGCGAUCAGGCAGAAGGCCGACCGCGAGCUGCAGGCGGCCCUGGCGCGGGUGCGCGACCUCCAGGCCCACCGCCUGCGCGGACGGACCAACAAAGCCGGCCUCCCCACCCUCGACUGA